GGCUCUCUGACGCCGGCAGAUCAAAAUAAACCAGAGACACCGAGAGAGACAGAGAGAGACACCGAGAGAGAGAGACCCAGAGAGACCCAGAGAGACCCAGAGAGACCCAGAGAGACCCAGAGAGACCGAGACCCGAGCAGAAGACGAUGGACAUCCAGACGGGUCAGGUGGUGCGUCCUGUCAGCGCCAUGGAGAACAUGGAGAAGCAGCUGAGCUGCCCCAUCUGCCUGGACAUGUUCACCAAACCCGUGGUGAUCCUGCCCUGCCAGCACAACCUUUGCCGCGGCUGCGCCAACGACCUCUACGAGUCCAGGAACCCCUUCCACUACUCCGGAGGGACCUUCCGCUGCCCCACCUGCCGCUUCGAGGUGGUUCUGGACCGCCACGGCGUGUAUGGGCUGCAGAGGAACCUGCUGGUGGAGAACAUCAUCGACAUCUACAAGCAGCAGCAGGAGAGCAAGGGCGGCGACGGCGAGGACCUCCCGCUGAAGGACAAAGACGCCAAGGAGCCCAAGUGUAAGGAGCACGAGGACGAACGCAUCAACAUCUACUGCGUCAGCUGCCAGACGCCCACCUGCUCCAUGUGCAAGGUGUUCGGGCAGCACAAAGACUGCGAGGUGACGCCGCUGCACGCCGUCUACCAGAGCCAGAAGAACGAGCUGCGCUCGGCGGUGGAGCAGCUGGCCGCGGGAAACGGCUGCAUCCAGGUCGCCGUGACGCAGAUGGACGACAAGUGCAAGCUGAUCCAGGAGAACGGCGAGCUGCAGAGGCGGCGGCUGGGCGAGAGCUUCGACCUGCUGUACGCCAUCCUGGAGGAGCGGAAGGGCGAGCUGCUGGAGCAGAUCGGCGGCGAGGAGCAGAGCAAAGUGGCGGCGCUCAGGACGCUGGCGGAGCAGUACAAGCAGCAGCUGAUGCUCAGCAACCAGCUGCAGGAGAAGCUGACGCAGAGCGUGCAGUCCUGCGGCGCCGCCGAGUUCCUGAUCGCCGCCAAGCAGCUGCAGGAGGAGGCCCGGGAGGCGGCCCGCGGCGCCCAGCUGCAGAGACCCGAGCCGGGCUACGAGAGCAUGGAGCACCUGAGCGUGGACACCCGGGACGCCGAGCUGCUGCUCGCCGCCAUGGACUUCAGACGGGGCGGCGAGGACAAAGACCAGUAAUGGACUGUUUCAGGAUGGAAGACCAGGACGCCGACAGGAAGUAGAAACACAAAGCUGCUUUUCAGAAACUUCAGGUCCUCGCAGAGGAAACGGAGGAAACAGAGGAAACGGAGGGAACGGAGGGAACGGAGGGAACGGAGGAAACGGAGGAAACGGAGGAAACGGAGGGAACGGAGGGAACGGAGGGAACGGAGGGAACGGAGGAAACGGAGGAAACGGAGGGAACGGAGGGAACGGAGGGAACGGAGGGAACGGAGGGAACGGAGGGAACGGAGGAAACGGAGGGAACGGAGGGAACGGAGGGAACGGAGGGAACGGAGGAAACGGAGGGAACGGAGGAAACGGAGGAAACGGAGGGAACGGAGGAAACGGAGGGAACGGAGGGAACGGAGGAAUGAAACGGAGGGAACGGAGUCGUUGAUCUUUCAGGAAGAUUUUGUAUUUUUAUACUUUUCUAUUGUUUGACAGAUUUGAUUGAUCGUGUUUGAUUGACAGAUUUGAUUGACAGAUUUGAUUGGUCGUGUUUGUGAAACUGAAAACUUGAACUUGAUUCCUGUCGUCUGUUGAAGGUGUGAAUAAAGGUUCGUUAACUUUG
Sebastes umbrosus (honeycomb rockfish) is the source of this 1749-nucleotide messenger RNA. RefSeq names its product E3 ubiquitin-protein ligase TRIM63-like. The coding region runs from base 147 to 1154 and encodes 335 amino acids. The record is from RefSeq and is a predicted model, not a curated record. The transcript has a single exon. NCBI's taxonomy places the organism in Eukaryota, Metazoa, Chordata, Actinopteri, Perciformes, Sebastidae. Gene Ontology annotation, molecular function: zinc ion binding.